UUUAUUAUUUUCAAUCAUUUUGAAUUAUAAUAAUCAGUCUUUUCGAUGUUACUACUUACUCAUAUUAUCUAGGUACUCUAUUCGUUAUUAAAGUUAUUAUGGUUUGGCUGAGUAGAGUAACCAUAGCGCCCAUAAGGUUCUCCAUACAUCGUGACAUUUAUUUCGUCUAAAAAAGUCUGGUUUAUUUUAUUUCUCAACCUAAUUUUUUGGAUAAUAGUUAGUUUUUCCAUUUCCGGUGAAAUACGCAUUAAAAAAUGGUUAUCAUCUGAUUUUUUUUCAACUGGUGUAUUUUUAGACAUAUUAUAGUUUUCUAAAAGUUUUUUUGUUGCUUAAAUUUAUGCUGUGGAUGGCCAAACUUCCAAAUAGCUGGUCUUGCCAGUAUUUAGGUAAUAAAAAACUCUGUAUUCAUUUUUCGCCGCGCAAACGACUAAACUUAUUUAAUCUCUGCUCUAUUCGCCGCGACUGCCGCUCGACUCCGUGGCUCGCGCCGUACUGAUGCAUGUCUUUGUUUUGCUCGCCCGCCGCGACGCCAGUUGCCCGCGCGGUUCGCUCGGUACAUUUCGCCGGUCGCCGUUGCGCGUGACUUGAUUAGUACAUUGCUAUGAGUUUAUUUCAGUCGCUAGACGCUUCGCCGUUCGCACCGGCCGAAUAUUCGCAUCAGCGAAUGUCCCCUGGUCAGGCUGUUAGUACAGCACGUGCAUAGUGGCUCAAAAGUCUACAUUUUUUUAGUCGACUGCCUACCUGUAACACCACCACCAUGACUGACCAUCUUUUCAGUGGGACAGUUGUUUGGACUGACUUUGCUGGACUUUCUCUAAUUCUCCACUUCUUCAGCCAUACUUAAAUUUUAUCCAGGCUUUCUUGCAAUUUAUUGGAUGCUAUUGUUUGAUCUUUAUGACUGGAAGAAAACUGCAGUGUCUACUGCAUAGGUUGCAGUCACCACUUCUUCUGAGAUGGGUAGGUCAUCAGUUUAGAUUAUAUACAGGACGAGACCAAUCACUAAACCCUGGGGGACUCCUGCUUGUAUUUGUCAGACGGAGGAGUGAUUUUAUAGGGAAAAUAGUAAUAGUCUUGCAGGUAGGUAGUUUAAUAGGUAAUUUCAGAAUAUUGGAGGAAACCUGUCUGAGUAGCUGACCAAUUUAUGAAUUGGUUAUGACCAAGGAUGCCUGAAUGGCCUUGCAUCCAUGCUUAAACUAUGUUAAUAUUAAGGUCGUAGCACUCUUUCAAUGAUUCCCUUAUUUUGAGUAUAAUCGGAAACUGACUUUGACCUAAAUGGAUGACCUAAUUUGAUAGUAUUGAUUGAAGGAAACUUUAAGAAUCUGAAAUAAUAAUAGAAUUGUUCAGCAAGAAUUAUUACUGGUAUAUCUAGAGGGUCAUCUUCUGGGAUACCUAACACAUAGAUGGCGGCCCGUCUAUUUAAAGCAGGCUAGUCUGGCAGUUAGCCUGGAUAUAGCAAAGGCCUUCGAUAGUGUAUGGCACAAGGCGCUCCUCUUGAAACUUCCAUCAUUUGAGUUUCCCGAUAGUGUAUGCAAGUGGAUCGCCAGCUUCUUCACUGGGCGCAGCAUGCAGGUCGUUUUCGCCGGAUAUUGCUUGAGCCCGAAGCUUUUGAACGCCUGAGUUAUCCCCUACAAUUUUUUUGCAUAUCAAUUAUAUGGAACGCCUAAAAGUCCUGGAAAAAACGUGUUUCUUCUAUCAAGUCCUCCCAUGAGAGUAUUGCGAAAUGGGUUAAAAACUUGUCUAAUUUCAAUUUAUUUAUUGAAAAAAUAAAAUGAAUAAAUAAAAGUAAGAAUCUUGCUUUAGAAGCUAUUUAACACUUUGCCUUAACUAGAUAGCACUUUGAUUCAGAGAGCUGACAUACAAACUAAAUAAUCACUAUAAAGAUUCAAGUCUUCAAUGAAAUGAGUAUUAAUUAAUUCAAAUAAAAGUGUUUAUUUUUUGUGAAUAAAUAAAUUGAAUUGGGACAAGUUUUUAACCCAUUUUGCAAUACUGUCAUGGGAGGACUUGACAGGUGUUUGGUAAUUAGCGGCGAUUGGCGUACUGGUGAGCUAAUUGACCAAGGGAAGGAGAAUGAGCAAGGAAAUGAACAAGUGAUACACUGCUUUUCAAUUGCAAUUUAUUAUCAAAAAAAUCAUAAAUUGGCGCGGAUUUUAAAUGAAACUGAAUAAUACCAGUGGGAGGCACCUUUGCACAGGAUGCCGGCUAGAUUAUAGGUACCACAACGUCGCAUCUUUCUGCCGUGAAGCAGUAACGUAUCAACAUUACUGUGUUUCGGUUUGAAGGGCGCCAUAGCUAGUGAAAUUACUGUGCAAUUGAGACUUAACAUCUUAUGUCUCAAGGUGAUGAGCGCAAAUGUAGUGCCGCUCAGAAUUGUUGGGUUCCUCAAGAAUCCCGACUGUGAUGUAUCAGUCAACCAGCUCUGUAAAAAACAGCUCAGAGUUAACUUAGUGAGGUUGGAGAAUUGCAAUGGUAAGAUUACGCUCUAACACUUAGUUUUUAGUAAAAAAAAACCUCGGCACAGAUAAAAUUAUUAUUCGAAUUUCAAACCAUUUAAAUCAGCCCAAACAGACAUGAAACCUUUGCUGUAUGUUAUUCAGGAAUAUGGGUAUCUUAAAGUUUCAUGUGGCAUAAGUUUAAGGUGACCAUAUUUUAAAAAUACAAUUGAAGAACAUAAAUCAGAAAAUACUAAUAAUCUUUCAGUGUACAAAAUAAUUUCUUGCAAAAACGAAGAAGCAAUAUCUCGAAUUCUAGUCUAAGAACACUCAAUUAAGUUGCAAUUAGACAAAAUACACUAAAUUAAAAUAAGCAAAGCUGUAUUUUUUUUUUUCAAAAAAUAGUAUUUGUAAUAUAUUUUUAAAUAUAACGAUAAUAAUUUUUAUCUUACAGUUAAUAAAAACAUAAUGCAGCACUACAAUCAAUCUGAUGAUUUGAAGAAACACAAUAUACUACACACUGUUGAAAAGCCAUAUCCUUGUAAAGUGUGUGGUAAGAGCUUCUAUCGAUCUAAUCAUUUGAAGACACACAAUAGAAUACAUACUGGUGAAAAGCCACAUUCUUGUAAAGAAUGUGGUAAGAGCUUCCAUCGAUCAGGUGACCUAAAGAAACACAACAGAAUACAUACUAGUGAAAAGCCAUAUCAUUGUAAAGUGUGUGGUAAGAGCUUCUAUCAAUCUAAUAAUUUGAAGAGACACAAUAGAAUACAUACUGGUGAAAAGCCAUAUUCUUGUAAUGAAUGUGGUAAGAGCUUCCGUCAUUCAUGUUACUUAAAGAAACACAAUAGAACACAUACUGGUGAAAAGCCAUAUUCUUGUAUUAAGUCAUAUUCUUGUAAUGAAUGUGGUAAGAGCUUCAGUCAAUCAGGUCAUUUGAAGAUUCACAAUAGAAUACACACUGGUGAAAAGCCAUAUUCUUGUAAAGUAUGUGGUAAGAGCUUCGACCGAUCAGGUACUUUGAAGAUUCACAAUAGAAUACACACUGGUGAAAAGCCAUAUUCUUGUAAAGUAUGUGGUAAGAGCUACAGUCAAUCAGGUGACUUAACGAAACACAAUAGAUUACAUACUGGUGAAAAGCCAUAUUCUUGUAAAGUAUGUGGUAAGAACUUCCGUGGAUCAGGUGUCUUAGAGAAACACAAUAGAAUACAUACUGGUGAAAAGCCAUAUUCCUGUAAAGUAUGUGGAAAGAGCUUCAAUCAAUCAAGUGCGUUGAAGAUACACAAUAGAAUACACACUGGUGAAAAGCCAUAUUCUUGUAAAGUAUGUGGUAGGAGCUUCACUCAUUCAAAUAACUUAAAGAGACACGAUAGAAUACAUACUGGUGAAGAACCAUAUUCUUGUAAGUAAUGUGGUAAGAGCUUCAAUCUAUCAGAUCAUUUGAAGAUUCACACUAGAAUACAUACUGGUGAAAAGCCAUAUUCUUGUAAAGUAUGUGGUAGGAGCUUCACUCGAUCAGAAUACUUGAAGAAACAUGAUAGAAUACGUACUGUUGAAAAACCAUAUUCUUGUAAUGAAUGUGGUAAGGGCUUCAAUCUAUCAGAUCAUUUGAAGAUUCACAAUAGAAUACAUACUGGUGAAAAGCCAUGUUCUUUGUAAAGUACAUAUCUGGUAAGAGCUCAGAAUACAGAACAAACCAGAAGGAGUGUUCAAUCACAUUUGUAUGCAGCGAAUUGUGUCCAAAAUGCCUCCCCGCCCGCACCUCACCCGCCCAAGUAGUGUGGCCAGGCACCAUUUCAUUACCCCUUUUGGGGUAAAAUUAAAAUGUCAUGAAGGAACGACUAAGUUAUUUGGUAAAAAUUAUAUCAUUGCUUGAUAAGGCGCAGUUUAUUAAUAAGAAAUAAAAUGGAUGUUUAUAUUGUGAAAGAAAUAUUUUGAGAUAGAUAUAGGUUGCGGGAUGCAUAGUUUUUGCGAAAACUGUGGACUUUAAAUAUUGUAUUCAAAUAUAACGCUAAUUCAUGCAUAUUAUACCCUUUUUGAUUCACGUUGUAGAUGUUCAUCAACUAUUUAUCUAUCAACAAUAAAAUAAUUACCUAAA
This is a messenger RNA of Leptidea sinapis, 4524 nucleotides long. Its product is annotated as zinc finger protein ZFP2-like. Gene Ontology annotation, biological process: regulation of transcription by RNA polymerase II. The transcript has a single exon. The coding region runs from base 2898 to 3836 and encodes 312 amino acids. The record is from RefSeq and is a predicted model, not a curated record. NCBI's taxonomy places the organism in Eukaryota, Metazoa, Arthropoda, Insecta, Lepidoptera, Pieridae. Gene Ontology annotation, molecular function: RNA polymerase II cis-regulatory region sequence-specific DNA binding; DNA-binding transcription factor activity.